This is a messenger RNA of Solanum dulcamara, 1290 nucleotides long. RefSeq lists its product as uncharacterized. NCBI's taxonomy places the organism in Eukaryota, Viridiplantae, Streptophyta, Magnoliopsida, Solanales, Solanaceae. The transcript has a single exon. Bases 19 to 1290 code for a protein of 423 amino acids. The record is from RefSeq and is a predicted model, not a curated record.
GUCAAAGAAUAUCAUUCAAUGCAGUUUGCAUCACUACACAUCCAAAUCAGUGAAAGAAAAUUUUUGGAAUUUGACUUCCUAAAGUCAAGUUGUUUUCUGUCUUUUGCUUCCCAUUCAUCUCCUCAACACCUCUAUCUCAUUGCAUUAAUAACAAGUUGCAUCACAAACAGGAUACUAACUCCUAAUAAAGAGGAGAGGGGAAGAGAAGAGGACAACAUAGGAAGAGUGAUGGGGAGGUUGAAGUUGAAUAGUGAUCCAAGUACAAGGCUCAAGCACUUCAGUCAUCCACAUGAAUUAGAGCUAUGCACCCAACUCCAGAAUAACCCCGCACCUUGUUCAGGAUGCAAACUCCCAUCAUCAACCCAAAUGUACAUAUGUAAACCUUGCAACUUCACCCUCCAUUUGAGCUGCACUCAGUUCCCAAAACUGAUAAAUCACCCUGCUCAUCCAGACCACCCUCUGGCUCUCCUUCCCAGGUCUAAAUACCCCCGUGGCCUUUUCAAUUGUGAUGCCUGCAACCACCGCGGAGAUGGCUUCAGCUACCACUGCAGAGACUGCGAAUAUGAUCUCCAUGUGACCUGUGCAUCAAAACCCCUCAAAAUCACAUAUCAAUUGCAUCAAUGCCAGCUGGAACUUACCUUCAAGAAUCCAUAUACCGAUGCCAAAGGCUUCUCUUGUGAUGUAUGCCAGAAAAUUGGAGUCAAGCAGUGGCUUUAUAGAUGUGGCACUUGCGAUUUUGAUGUUCAUUUGGAUUGUUCAAAUUCUGCCCCGAUAUCAGCAGUUCAAGGGUCAACUAUCCUCCAGCACCACCAUUCAUUCCCUGGGGCAACAAGUUCACAGAACCAGUUCCAGCAGCCUCCUAUGACGGCAAAAAUGAGGCCUAACCACUUUGUGCAUAGUGCAAGUUCAGGCGCAAAGGGCAACCAGCUCCCACAAACUCCCAUAUUAUCAGGACAAGUGAUGCCAAAUCAGUACACGCAGGCCAGUCUGGGUACAGCCCAAGCAAGGCCAAACCCAUUACUCCACAGUACAAGUACAGGUUCAAUCCCCCAGCACCAAUCCCUGCAACCUCCUCUAAUUCAAGGACUGGUGAGGCCUGAUCAAUACAUGCAAUCUCCUGGGACAAACAAUGAUUUGAUGAAUGCUGCAGUUCAAGGACUUGUGGAAGUUGCAGCUCAGCAGGUUGGUCAAACUAUCAUGCAGGGGUUCGUAGGUGGUGGUAACAACAGUGAUGGGAAUGAAGGCUCUUCAAUUCUGAGAAGCAUUUUUGGUGACUCGUCGCAGAACUAA